GUAGACCCGACUCAACUGCGCGGUCACAUCCCGCCCCGACUUCCCCUCUGCCAGCGGCCUGGUGGUAUGAGAUGAGUAGAAGAUGUCGGUUUCGGGGCUGAAGGCCGAAUUGAAGUUUUUGGAGUCAAUCUUUGACCAAAACCACGAACGAUUCAGAAUAAUAGACUGGAAACCCGACGAACUCAGUUGCCAAUUCAACGUAACAGGAGAGAAGCUGCUGAUCAUUCACUGCAACAUCACGGAAUCUUAUCCCUCAACACCCCCAAUAUGGUUUGUUGACUCUGAUGAUCCUAGUCUGGCUGAAGUGUUGGAGCGCUUAGAGGAUGUGAGGAAAGGCAGCACAUUGCUUCUUCAGCAGCUGAAGCGCCUCAUUUGCGAUCUCUGUCGGCUUUACAACCUGCCGCAACAUCCAGAUGUAGAAAUGCUCGACCAGCCUCUGCCUGCUGGCCCAAUUACCCAAGAGCGAAAGCAUGGGCCACCGGAUGAGGUGACAUCUGAAGAGGAAGAGGAGGAAGAAAUGGGAGAGCAGGACAUUGACCUGGACCAAGACCUGGACCAUUAUGACAUGAAAGAAGAAGAGCCAGCAGAUGGAAAAAAGUCUGAAGAUGACGGGAUAGAAAAAGAAAAUCUGGCCAUCUUGGAGAAGAUUCGUAAAAACCAGAGACAAGAUCACUUGAAUGGUGCAGUGUCUGGCUCUGUGCAAGCCUCAGACCGCCUAAUGAAGGAACUCAGGGAGAUCUACAGAUCACAGAGUUACAAGACGGGUAUUUAUUCAGUCGAACUAGUCAGUGACAGCCUUUAUGAAUGGCAUGUCAAGUUAAGGACGGUAGACCCAGACAGUCCAUUACAUAGUGAUUUGCAGGUCUUAAAAGAAAAGGAAGGAGUGGACUACAUUCUGCUCAAUUUCUCUUAUAAAGAUAAUUUUCCUUUUGACCCACCUUUUGUACGGGUUGUCUCACCUGUGCUCUCCGGAGGUUACGUUCUAGGAGGAGGGGCCCUGUGCAUGGAGCUUCUCACAAAACAGGGCUGGAGCAGUGCCUAUUCCAUAGAGUCUGUCAUUAUGCAGAUAAAUGCGACUCUGGUUAAAGGAAAAGCCAGGGUGCAGUUUGGAGCCAAUAAGAACCAGUACAAUCUUGCCAGAGCACAACAGUCGUACAAAUCCCUUGUGCAGAUUCAUGAAAAGAAUGGCUGGUACACACCACCUAAAGAGGAUGGAUAAGGAGCUUCUACCACUAUGCAUUGAGAACAUGUCUUUGGGUCAAAGUAUCUUGUUUUCUUUGGAAUAUCCCCCCCUCCCCCUCUGACUUAACCGGGGAUAUAUCAUCUUUCUCCCGGAAACCAUCUCGCUGGCUCAUCUGACAAGUAUUCCUUCGCCCCGCUCCAGGAAAGACUUUAUUCUGGUAUCACUUGGCUUCUCCCCUCACUGUUUUAGAGAGGAGGAUGAUGAUGUGAGGGUAUCACUAGCCCUGUUUUCUAAAUAUGCUCAUUUGUCUUUAAAAAAAAAAAAAACUUUUCUCCCUUUAAAUGUGGGAAAAUGCUUUUUCUUUAGCUGCUUUGACAAAGUGGGCUUCACAAACAGUCAGUUACCCCUCUUUAAAUGGGAAUUUUAAACGAAGAUUGAUACUGAAGCUCUUGAAGUGGCACCUCAUUGCACCUGUUUUUAUUGACUGCAGUUGUUUUCUUCCCCUUUGGUACAUAGAUGCAAAUAUUAUUUGAGCAUAUUAGACAAUAAAUGAGCCAAUUUUCAUAUUUUGGAAGCUUAUCUUUAAAUUGAGACGACCAACCACUCGGUAUCUUUUAGCUCUUACUUUUUAAAAUGUGUGAAGAAUAUUCAGCCAAGCAGAAUCAAAAUGUUACACUGUUAUCAAACUAAGAUUAAUAACUGUUACUGGUGAACAAAUCCACUAGUGGUUAAUAACGAAACCAGGCCAAAGGACAUGAAAAAUCUCAGAAUCUGCACAGUGCAUAUCUUGGGAAGAGGAUGCAUAGGUAUAUUUUCACCAGAAGAUGAUACGAUGAGCAUUAUGGCCUCAUUUUGGAAGAUCUAACAGACUUAAUGUUGAAGCUAAAGAGCUCUUUUUGCCUUAUUUCUGUUAACACAUCAGCCCUGCAGGUGUUCAGUUUGGUUAUUGGUCUUUCUAUUGAUUAAAGCUGUAGAGGUUGAUGGCUAGUCUGAUGCUCAAAAUGAAUCCCUGUGUGUGUAAGGUUUAAGGUCCAGUGUGUAGGAUUUAGUGGCAUCUAGUGGUGAAGUUGGAGAUGGCUUCCUUGUUUCACCUUCCCCAGAGCAAACGCCCCUAUCUAGAGCCAACGUUUGUCCCACCUGGGCUACAGUAGAAACAUGGCGGACUCCAUAAAAGGUAACCCGCGGUCUGUAGAUAUAAAAGGCUCAUUCUAAGGUAACGAAAAUACAAUAAUUCUUCCUUUCGCCUGAUGGAUGAUGCACCAAUGGAAACAUACCUGUGAAUGUUCGAUUGCAUUUCCGCCUAAAUGUUACACACUUAACCUUUAACAGCAUGUCACACAGGAGCCACAUCUCUGCCGCCGUUUAAUUACAGUCACUGUGAUGGGAAUGGUUGUACAGAGGGAAUAAAUUAAAGGUUUUUGGAUUUGAUUUCUUUUAUCAUUCUGCCCAGUUAUGCAGGAAAAAUGUACGUCAUAUCUUCCUGACAAACAUCGAGUGUAGUGGUUUGCCCCUCCCCAGUUUGGAUUUGAAACUGCUAACCUGUUACAUGACGUCACGUGCAGCUGGAUUCAUCCCCUCUCAGGGGUUAAACAUCCACUAUUUGCGGGUCUUCCUCUGCCACAACAAUAUACCACAGAUGUGUUUCAGUGUCGCUUUUGUUGUGUAACAAGAAGAGGAUUAUUUAUAGCGUGACGAGAACUGACCUGAAACUCUGUACGUUUUAACUUUGACCAUGCAAUAUACUGUAGUACAUCAUCAGUACUACCUGUUCCCCAUAUUACAUGACACACACUGUAUCUAUCAGUUGGCUCUUUUGCAGUUUAUUUGUUAACACUGUCUGCAGAAGUAUGUUUGAAUGGCAACUCAGGUAACAAACAAUACUUAGGAGGGGAAUCUGUACAUGUACAUGUUGGGUUUUGGGUUAUUUUCUGGGAUUGAUUAACGCUCAGUACCACUGAUGAUUAGGCUUACUCACACACUGAUCUGAUGUCAAAAACGGGAAAUGUAAUGAGCUUUACAACAUAACGGGCCACAUGUUUCUUUUAAUUUAAGUAAUGUAAGAAGGACAUUUACAGAAAGAUGCCAUUUUAACAGGAUUGCAGUAGCAUGAUGACCACCACGUGUAAUAGCUCAUCAACACCCACUGUAGUAUUUCUUUUUAAAUAUUCCUGAUAAAAACAUUUGCACAACUGGCAACAAUGUGCCUCAAGAGGUCAAUUAUAACAACAAACACAUUCUAAGAUAAGUAUUUUAAAGUCAGGAAAAUGUUUUUGUUUUUGUUUUCUCUCUUGCCACACUGCUCCACAUCCUGUUGUUACAUGUCGGAUAUAGCUGAGGGGGGGAGGGACGAUCAGGUAUCAAGAAGUGUCCUCACCUCUAAAGGGCCGAGGAAAAGUUGGACCUUAAACUUUUGAAGGUUUUAAGUACAAUCUCCCCCACUACAGAGCCUUUAUCCACCUGGAUGAUCUCCUCCCUCCAAAACGCCAAAAGUGGUCAGAGGGGAUAUUAAGAGAUGAUUGAACUUUGAUAGUCAUGCUGUGGUGAAUAGACUUGCACGCUUCUCUAACUGGACUGUGUGUUGAAAAUGUUCAUUUAUCUCAAUUUUCAAUUCAUUUUCUGGCACCAACAAACAGAUGAUCAAGUCUGACACUGUUGGCUCGCUUUGGUUUUAUUUUAUUUUUCAUUUUCCAUUUGAAGAAAUUUUGACCAUGUACAGUAAUUUGUAAACUUGCAUCAAGUUUAUGAAUAAAGAAUUUUAAGAUUA
This is a messenger RNA of Morone saxatilis (striped sea-bass), 3947 nucleotides long. RefSeq names its product ubiquitin-conjugating enzyme E2 Q2-like. The transcript is spliced from 13 exons. Lineage: Eukaryota; Metazoa; Chordata; Actinopteri; Moronidae. The coding region runs from base 83 to 1219 and encodes 378 amino acids. The record is from RefSeq and is a predicted model, not a curated record.